UGUUCCUACUUCACUUAAUCUUUCUUCCUCUUAACAUAAACAACAUUUCAGUACUCUAUGAAAUAUUGUCGUCCUUACCUCCAAUUUUUAUCAGCAGAGAAUAUGCCCAGUCCUCUCCUCCUGUUCAUGUGUCGUAAGUACCAUUCGAGAACGACAAAUGUCAUGCUCGUGUGUCAGUCAAGCAGAUAUUGGCUUGAAGUGGGUAGGAUCCAUCCAUCCUCGACGAUUUAGUACAAUCAACCACCAAUCGACGAUCUACCCGAGGCUGUGCCACUUGAUUUGCCACGAAGUUGCAUGAGUGAGCUCUGCAGGAUGAUGAUGAUGUAUUCCCGUCAUUUUGGCUGAACCAAAAUCUCAGGCCUCGUCCUCUGCGACCUAACGCUGUGAAGCCUCGAGGGCGGGGAUGAUGAGCAUCUCAUGAUCCACGCCGUGAAGGCACGGACUCCACUUUCCUCCCGGUUAGUUUGAUCUCAAAGGACAUCUCACAGCAAUGGAGUGAAAGCCCCAUGCAGCUUCCACGAAAGCGACACGCAUGGCUGGCCACACUUGCUUGCCUCCUUUACCUUCCCCUCGUGAACCAGGCGCCAAGCAAAAGCUUACACCUUCCUUCCUCUGUACCUCACUUAGCCGGCGUCCAUGGCAACUUCCUCCCCUGUAACCUUUUCUUCUCGGCUUUCGUAUGCGUGGGAGUAUAUAUAAGGAUGGCCGCCUCCGCUGCUGUCACUGUAUCGGAAAAGGGCAUGGCGGCGGCAAGGGAUUCGAUGGGAUUCCAGGACUUCCUGCCGAGGAUGGCGGAGCGGCUGGGGGCGGAGGGGCUGAUGGAGGAGCUGUGCAAGGGGUUCAAGCUGCUGAUGGAUCCGGAGAGGGGGGUGAUCACGUCGGAGAGCCUGAGGCGGAACGUGGCGGCGUUGGGGCUGGUGGGGCUGGGAGACGACGAGCUGAUGGGAAUGGUGAGGGAGGGGGACCUCAACGGGGACGGCGUGUUGGACCAGAUGGAGUUCUGCGUGCUCAUGGUAAGAUUGAGUCCGGAGCUCAUCGAAGGCUCUCUCCCUGACGUCUUCAAUCCCCCUGCUCUGUAGCUGCCUCGACUCUCUUUCUUGACGCACCGCACCAGGACUAGUUGUAGCUCGUCUUCUUCUUCCUCCUCUUCUGCCUUCUCAUCCCCUCCUGUUACAUGAUCAUGUUGCAGCUGGGCAAUGUUACUGUCUUGCAAGCCUGAGAUCCA
Musa acuminata AAA Group (dessert banana) is the source of this 1225-nucleotide messenger RNA. Its product is annotated as calmodulin-like. The record is from RefSeq and is a predicted model, not a curated record. NCBI's taxonomy places the organism in Eukaryota, Viridiplantae, Streptophyta, Magnoliopsida, Zingiberales, Musaceae. Bases 507 to 1079 code for a protein of 190 amino acids. The transcript has a single exon. Gene Ontology annotation, molecular function: calcium ion binding.